This is a messenger RNA of Schizophyllum commune H4-8, 1991 nucleotides long. RefSeq names its product MFS general substrate transporter. Gene Ontology annotation, cellular component: membrane. The record is from RefSeq and is a predicted model, not a curated record. Bases 436 to 1908 code for a protein of 490 amino acids. Lineage: Eukaryota; Fungi; Basidiomycota; Agaricomycetes; Agaricales; Schizophyllaceae. The transcript has 11 exons. Gene Ontology annotation, biological process: transmembrane transport. Gene Ontology annotation, molecular function: transmembrane transporter activity.
CGCGCGGGCUGUUUUCUGUGCCAUGGAGACAGGCGCGGCCAUUGUGCCCGAUAUGGGGAAGUAUAGACUCCUAUUGUGUGGGAAGCCGACCCCGUGACCGGCGAACUUGGCGCUGGGCAUCCAUUCAUUCGCGCCGAUCGCGGUGCUUAGCACCGAGACCUUGUUCUCCGCGACGAGCAGGAGGGUAUGGCCGCCGUUGCCAGCAGUGCCCGACGCCUGGGGGCGCCUGGUCGACGCGGGCGUACGCGUCGAGGCCCUUGGGAAUGCGUUUGCAAUCGAUUGGUUAUUUGCGCCGACGCGGCUCAACUCGGUGCCCGCGAAGGCAUUCGGCGCGAUGGCAGUAUAUAACACCCAGUCCUGCCGACUGCGUUAUCUACCAGCACCGUCUGCUUACCCCACAUCUACCACCCCUGCUUUUGUGCGACAGCCACAGGCAUGUCCGCCGCCGACCAUAACAGCCUCGAGAAGAGCGGUUUCCCCGCGCCUACGCCGUCUGCGAGGAGCGAGGAAGAGCUCGUCGCGCAACAGGCUUCUGACAAGGCGCUUGUGCGUAAAAUUGACCGCCGGCUUGUUCCCAUUCUGUCCGCGCUCUACCUUGUAAACUUUUUGUGUCGCUCGAACAUCGGCAAUGCGAAGACCUUUGGCCUCCUCACCGACCUUCACGUCUCUAACGAACUCUACCCCCACGCUCUGGCUGCCUUCUACUACCCAUACGUCGCCUCCCAGAUACCCAGUAACACUGUACUAAAACGAUGGAGACCCAAAUGCUGGCUGCCGCUCAUCUGUUUCUGCUGGGGGAUCUGUCAAAUAUUCAUGUGCUUCGUGAAGACCUACAACGAGCUAUGGGGUGCGCGUGUCGUCUUGGGCGCUCUUGAGGGCGGCUUGUUCCCCGGUGUAUCUCUCUACAUCACGCUUUGGUACCCCAAGCGCGAGUGCGGCUUCCGCGGCGCUGUCUUCUUCUCCGCCGCAACCGUCGCUGGUGCUUUCUCCGGUCUUCUUGCGCGAUUGUUCUCACUCAUGGACGGUCUUGGUGGCAUGGCUGGCUGGCAAUGGAUUUGGAUCAUGGAGGGCAUCAUCGCCGUCCUUGUUGCCGUCCUUGCAUUCUUCAUCCUCGAGGACUACCCCGAUACUGCCAAAUUCCUGACCGCCGACGAGCGCGCGCGUGUCGUCCAACGCUUAGCCGAAGACAAUGAGGGCCUCUCGUCUGAGUGGAAGAGCCACUUUGCCUGGUCUGCCCCGAAGGACAUCAAGAUUUGGUUGCAAGCAAUCGUCUUCUUCUGCGUCCUGACACCCACAUACGGACUGUCCUUGUUUAUGCCCACCAUUAUCGCAAACAUGGGCUACACCUCCGGCAUUGCCAACCUAUUGACCGUCCCGCCAUUCGUCUUUGGCUGCAUCAUCUGCUGUCUUGGCGGCUGGUACUCCGACCGCUUCAACACACGUUUUGCACCCCUCGUCGCCUUCUUCUCCACUGCCAUCGUCGGCUUCAUUUUCCUCAUCACCUCCAACGAAGUCGCCGCGCAGUAUAUUGGUACCUUCCUCGCCGCCGCCGGUAUCUACUCCACUGUGCCCAUCUCGUCGAUGUGGGCAGGCAACAACAUGGGUGGCAAGACGAAGCGGACUGUUGGCAUUGGCAUGACCAUCUGCUUCGGCAACAUGGGCGGUGUGGUGUGCUCGUACCUAUUCCCCGCGGCUGACUCGCCAAGGUUCUUCAUGGGUUACGGUGUCAUGAUCGGCCUCUGCUGUGUCGGAAUCAUCUGCUGCGCGAUCUUGCGGCUAUACAUGGAAAAGCAGAACUCGCUGCGAGACGCCGAGGACGCGAGACUAGGGCGUGUUUGGGACGCGAAGACCAUGACCGAGUACAAGGACAUGGGUGACCACGCGCCGUUCUUCAGGUAUAAACUAUAGCAUGUUACAUGGGACAUGGUAGCAUAAUUUGUAUAAUAGGGUCGCCUACUUACUUAACGAUAAUUCACGCACUCCAGUCAGAC